Messenger RNA from Opisthocomus hoazin, 991 nucleotides. Lineage: Eukaryota; Metazoa; Chordata; Aves; Opisthocomiformes; Opisthocomidae. The record is from RefSeq and is a predicted model, not a curated record.
AUGCGAUUUGACAAGGAUUCAUCAAUUUCAGACAAUUGGCCUGGAUACAGUCUGGAUUUGUUCACUUAUCCUCAGCACUACUACGGAGAUCUGGAAUAUGUGCUCAUACCUCACGGCAUUAUUGUUGACAGGACGGAACGAUUGGCCAAAGAUAUUAUGCAAGACAUUGGAGACAAUGAUAUUGUGGUUCUGUGUGUCCUCAAAGGUGGCUACAAGUUCUGUGCUGACCUUGUGGAGCAUAUUAAAAAUCUCAGCAGAAAUUCGGAAAGGUUCAUCUCCAUGAAAGUUGAUUUUGUUAGGCUGAAAAGUUACCACAAUGAUCAGUCUAUGCAAGAUAUGCAGAUAAUGGGAGGAGAUGAUCUUUCAAAGCUGACUGGGAAGAAUGUUCUAAUUGUGGAGGAUAUUGUUGGAACUGGAAGGACUAUGAAGGUUCUGCUUAAUAAUAUAGAAAAAUACAAACCAAAAAUGAUUAAAGUGGCAAGUUUGUUGGUGAAAAGAACAUCUCGGCCUGAUGGGUACAGACCGGAUUAUUAUGGAUUCGAAAUUCCAGAUUUGUUUGUGGUAGGUUAUGCCUUAGACUACAACGAGCACUUCAGAGAUCUAAACCACAUAUGUGUGAUCAAUGAUCACGGCAAAGCAAAAUACAGAGUCUGAAGUGGUAACAUCCUCACCUGAAGAUCUGUACGCUCCGUGAAGCAGAAAUUUGACUGCACUCCCUCAAGCAUCUCCCAGAAGAGAGGUUCGACUGACUUGUGUUUCUUUCAACUCAGUAUAAUAAGGGGUUUACUCUAGAGAUACUGAUUAAUAUUCACAGAAGUGAGAGCUCUUAUCUGAAAUGUGAAGUAGAGGGCUUUUAAAGUGAUUACCUUUUUUAAGUAUUAAAAUUACCACAUAAGAUGCCUUUUGACUGAUAAUUUGUCUGCCUCAAGUCUCAUUGUGAAUGCUUCUUUUCUUCUCUCAGUCCGUCUCUCUACCUGUUGCAAGUCAUGCA